Molecule: messenger RNA, 1854 nt
Organism: Blepharisma stoltei
Lineage: Eukaryota; Ciliophora; Heterotrichea; Heterotrichida; Blepharismidae
Source: the annotation of a GenBank genome assembly
AUGGGGAAGAAAAUUCGAGGUGAUACCCAAUACAAUAAUGAAAAGCCGGUCUCAUAUUGAAAAUUCCUGAAAUUUACAGCACCUUAUUGCUGAAAUGGCAUCAACUGUUGCCAAAGAUUAAUCCUUCUUUCCUCGCUAACUUUACUUGUAGUUUAUAAUCUCCUUAAGCUUCUGGCCACAAUUGUAUUGAAGUCUAUUGUCGAUCAGCUUGCUGUCGGAGACGUUAACUAUUACUACAUCGGUGCCUUUUGCUUGCUCGAGUAAGUUUUAAUCAGAUUUUUCAUUGAGAUUUGUAAUAGUUUAAAAACUCUUUCGUUCGUCUUUGUGGAAUCGAAACUCCAAACUGAACUUGCAGCAAAAGUGUUCAAUCAUGUACUAAAUCUAAGUAUGAAAUUCCACAUAGCAAGAGAAACGGGAAAAAUAUUGAGGUGCUUACAAAGAGGAGCAACGUCAGUGCCUUUAGUGCUCAGAACGCUAUUAUUUUCGUUUGGGCCAGUAAUACUGCAGAUUAUGUUUGUGAUGACUUAUCUCUCACUGAAAUACGAACUUUAUUAUCCUAUGAUUGUUCUAGGGACUGUCAUUAUAUAUAUUAUUUUCACUAUUUUCGCGAGUGAAUGGAGGUCCCAAAUCCAGAGAAACAUUAAUGCAAAUGAUAAUAAGUUUUCUCAAAAAGCAACAGAUGCUUUAUUUAACUUUGAAACAGUAAAGUACUUUAAUGCAGAAGACCAUGAAACAAAAAGAUGCAGCGCAGCCUUUUAUGAAUUUCGGAAAGAAAAAGUAAGGAUGCAUGCGUCUUUAGUGCUAUUAAAUACAGGUCAACAAGUUUGUAUCAUUUUGGGGACAAGCAUUGCUCUAUGCUUAAUAGCUUACGAAAUAUACCUAGGAAAUAAAAAAGUCGGGGAUUUUGUAUUGAUGCAAGGCUUUAUAAGCCAGAUCUACACUCCUCUGCAAGCAAUAGGUGUCUAUUAUGAUACGAUAAAACAAGCAAUUAUCGAUAUUGAAGGAGUAUUUGGAUUAUUAAACGAAAAACUAGAAAUCGAAGAUAAGCAAAAUGCAGUAAAGCUUGACCAUUGCAAAGGGGAAAUCGAGUUUAAAAAUGUAGAUUUUGGAUAUUCACUGGAAUAUCCUUUAGUGCUAAAAAAUAUCAAUUUUAAGCUUUCUCCUGGCAAGACUAUAGGAAUUGUAGGAAAAACUGGCUGUGGGAAAAGCACACUUGUGAGACUUUUGUAUAGGUUUUAUGAUGUGACCAAUGGAUCUAUAUUGCUAGACGGAUAUGACAUAAAAACCCUUUCCCAGUCAUCAUUGAGGAGGCAUAUAGCAAUAGUGCCACAAGACUGCAGUCUAUUUAAUGAUACAUUAGGAUAUAACAUAGCAUAUGGCUCAGCAUGGGAUCCAAAAUUUGAUAUGAAUUCUAAACACACAAUUGACAAGAUAAAAUGGUCAGCCCACCAAGCUCAGCUUGAUAGCUUCACUGAAAAGCUGCAUGAAGGGUAUCAAACUAUGGUAGGAGAAAAAGGAAUUCGGCUAAGUGGAGGGGAAAGGCAAAGGGUGGCUAUUGCCAGAGCCAUUUUAAAGCAACCAUCAAUUUUAUGCUUCGAUGAAGCGACCUCAUCACUUGAUUCUUUAACUGAAAAGCAGAUACAAAAUAGCUUAGAUAUGGUAAGUAGAAAUAGGACAACAAUUAUAAUUGCACAUAGACUAUCCACUAUAAUGAAAGCUGAUGAAAUUAUUGUACUGAAAGAUGGAUGCAUCAUUGAAAGAGGAACUCAUAAACUUUUGCUAGAAAUUAAUGGAUAUUAUGCUCAAUUAUGGGCUGAGCAAGAAAGGGAAUGCACAAAUGAAGAUAAUAAUUAA